AUGAACGCCGCCGACCAUAGCCGGUUCGCCGACCGGUUCGCCAGUAUGGGGACGACGCCAACAACCCACACUUUCAACAUGCGCACAAAUGAAGAGCCCAUGAAUAUGGUAUUCAAGGACGCCCUCUGGCUAACCCUCGGCGGCCUGGGUGUCAUUAUCCUGGCCAUCCGACUCGUGGAGAUUCUCUGGGCCAAGUUGCGCCAGGUCUCUGCCAUGUCCGUACCAAGGGAAAAGCAGGGCUACUGGAAAGUUUCACAAUGGAGCUGGAUGCCCAGCCUCAAGAAGAACCUCAUCUAUGCGCCUCUCUGGAAGAAGCGACACAACCGCGAGUUUCGUCUUUCUAGCGCCAUCAACGUUGGCACGCUACCCUCGCGACUACACAUGUUCAUCAUCAUAGUCUAUCUCGGCAGCAACCUGACGUACAUGUUUAUCCUCAACUGGCAAAACGAGAAUAAAUGGGCCUUCUGCGCCGAGCUGCGAGGCCGAUCUGGCGUUCUUGCCCUCGUCAAUAUGGUGCCUCUCAUCAUCCUGGCUGGUCGCAACAACCCGCUCAUUGCGCUUCUCAAAAUCAGCUUCGACACGUAUAAUCUAUUACACAGAUGGAUGGGCCGAAUUGUUGUCAUCGAAACCUUUAUUCACGCCACUGCGUGGGCCGUCCCAGCCGUGGCUGACGGAGGCUGGCGCAAUGUUCAGAAGAAGAUACUCGCUUCAUGGUUUAUCGGCUCUGGCACUGUCGGCACCGCUGCCCUAGUUGCCCUCCUCUUACUCAGCGUCUCUCCUUUGCGCCACGCAUUCUACGAAACAUUUCUCAACCUGCACAUCGUUCUUGCGCUCAUUUCUUUCGUCUGCACUUGGCUACACUGUGCUACCUCGACCGUACACGUGGGAGGCCUGCCGCAGCUGCCCUGGAUCAUUGCUGUCGUGAUGCUCUGGCUGCUUGACCGUCUGGCUCGAUUCGUUCGCCUCAUGUACGCGAAUUGGUCCGACAAGGGCUUCACCGACGCUCUUUGCGAGGCCAUGCCCUGCGAAGUCACCAGAGUCACUGUUCGCCUGCCGCGAUACAUGAACAUUCAGCCCGGCACUCACGCCUACCUCCGCUUCUGGGGCAUCAACUGCUGGGAAAGCCACCCAUUCUCUGUUGCUUGGGUCGAGCACGAAACAACCCAUACCCUACCCAUUUCCGCCGAGAAGGAGCCUCUCAACGCCGUCGACAGAGCCAACGCUUAUACCAACGUGUCCUUCAUCAUUGGCGCUCAUACUGGUGUCACGCGUAAACUGUUUGAGCAGGCAAGUCGAUCUGUCCGCGGCGUCCGUAUCAAGGCUGCCCUCGAGGGACCGUAUGCUGGCCAUCACUGCCUCGACUCGUAUGGACAUUGCGUCCUGUUUGCCGGUUCUACUGGCAUAACUCACCAAAUUUCCUAUCUUCGACACCUUCUGGACGGCUACAACGCCGGCACUGUCGCCACACGAAAAUUGACGCUGGUCUGGAUUAUUCGAGAGUACGAGUCCCUCGAAUGGGUCCGUCCAUACAUGGACGCGAUCCUUCGCAUUCCUAACCGCAAGGAUCUUCUGCGUAUCCAAGUCUUUGUCACGCGGCCGCAAAAUCCUCGCGACAUUGUCAGCUCCAGCUCCACCGUCAAGAUGUUUCCGGGUCGUCCCAACGUGCACCUGCUCCUUGUCAAAGAGGUACAAGAGCAAGUUGGUGCCAUGUGCGUGACGGUCUGCGGCCCUGGUGGUCUUGCUGAUGAUGUGCGUUCUGCUGUGCGUGCCGUCCAAGGACAUAGCGUUAUCGAUUUUGUCGAGGAAAGCUUCACAUGGUGA
Akanthomyces muscarius is the source of this 1821-nucleotide messenger RNA. RefSeq lists its product as uncharacterized. The transcript is spliced from 2 exons. Gene Ontology annotation, molecular function: ferric-chelate reductase activity. The coding region runs from base 1 to 1821 and encodes 606 amino acids. Gene Ontology annotation, cellular component: plasma membrane. Gene Ontology annotation, biological process: copper ion import; intracellular iron ion homeostasis; iron ion transport. The record is from RefSeq and is a predicted model, not a curated record. NCBI's taxonomy places the organism in Eukaryota, Fungi, Ascomycota, Sordariomycetes, Hypocreales, Cordycipitaceae.